GACGCCAUAGCCGACGCUGAACCGCUCAAGCUCGCAUUUCCGGCAAGACUAAAAUUGACGCGGGAAUUUGAAUUCGUUCAAAGAUUUUUUUUUUUUUUUUCUGAAAUAACGUAUUGGUUAAAUAUUAAUUUUUCUAAGAAAUUAUCGAUCGAUAUUUAAUUAUUUCAUUAGUUUUCCAAUUAAGAAGUUGGCUGAUCACGAAAGAUGCGAAAGGGAGUUGAACCUAAAGGCAUCAAAGAAGAAACCGUCGAAAAAGAUAAUGGCGGAUUUGUCGAAACACCGAGAAUCAAAACACCCAAAGGAAUUGUGAAAGAUCGUUGUAAGACUCCAGAUUCUCCAGAAGGUGCUCGUCAAGCUACUACCCCACAUUCGCCCUCUCAGUCAUCACCGCCGUUAAGAAAUGCUGCUUCGCCUGCUAAUAAUGGAAAUGCAGACAGUUUGACUCCACCUCCUCCACUUCCUGCAGCAACAGCAUUAUCUUUAUCGCUCGAUACACCCAGAUCAUUCUCGGACAUUUCAUACGGAGGCUUUGCCGGAUAUUCUAGUGGAAGACAAUUGACGAAAGUUAAGAAAUUUUUAAGCACCCUAGUGCAAUUUGGAAACGACAUUAGCUCAGAUGUUGGGGAGAGAGUUAAAAGCCUGGUUUUGAAUCUAGUUAGUUCAAAUUUAAGCAUAGAAGAGUUCCACCAUUCCCUACAAGACGUCACAAAUUUUCCUCUGCGGCAGUUUGUUUUACCAUUUUUAAGAACUCACAUGCCAUUACUGCAAAGGGAAAUUCACGCUUUAGCCAGAGUCAAUAAGCAGUCCGCUUUGCAAUACGUCAGAAGUCACGAUCAUGUGAUUUUAGAACCGACACACUCGCCCUCUGAAGCUGCUGAAAUUUUCAUGCCUAAUGAAACUUCUCCUUUGACUGGGAUCAAAAGAAGAUCACCAGAAGGCACAUACGAAAACGGUCUCAACGGUCAACCAGAAGAAUAUGCACCGGCAGCCAAACGACCAGCAGCUGGUAUAACUCCGUUUCUCUUCAACCAUCAGCAAAACUUAUUUAUGCCAAACAUGAACGUCGCCAAUUCACAUCUUUUCGAUUACCAGUCAACCAAUCCGACAGGAAUCAAAACUGAAGAGAACGCCGGAAGCCGAGGCGACGAAGAAUGGAGGAACAUCCAUGUGAUGCUCAAUUGUAUUUUGUCAAUGGUGGAAAAAACUAAAAGGGCCCUAACGAUUCUACAACAAAGGAAUAUACCUAGCCAAGCAGAUCCUACAGCGGAAUGGUUGCGCAAGCAAGAUCUUAGCCAAGAUUUGAAGAAAGUUGCGAAUGAAAUUAUUAGUUCGGCGAUUAGGGCUGCUGAGGAACGUGUUUCUGAGGUUCGAAGACGAGCAGAAGAAGCUGUAUGUGACGUCAAACGACAAGCGGUUCUAGAGUUGCAAAGAGCUGUGGCUGCAGCUGAGGCUAGAGCAGGCGAAUUUCUAGCUGCCGAAAGGGCUAGAGUUGAGAAAGCUUUAGGAGAAGUCAGAAAACAUACUGAAGAAACCAGCACCAAUCAUUCCGAGUUUGGCGAAAGUGGCCAAUCGCCAUCGAGCCAACCAGCACCUUCGCAACAAAAUGCUUGUUGGAACUGUGGCCGGAAAGCUCACGAUACGUGCUCCGGAUGUAGUCUGGCUCGGUACUGUGGGCCAUUUUGCCAACACAAAGAUUGGGAAAAUCAUCACCAGGUUUGCAACAAAGAAAAAAGACCGGCUACAGCUACAACUCCAACGCCAGUUGCUGUAGUACCGGUACCAGCACCUUCAGCAGCGGACGCGAGAGUUAAAAAGUGACACGUAAAGAAGGCACGUAAAUUUAGGAAAUUUUAUUGAUAAUUGUAACAUAAUAUUCCCAAACACUUUUUACGAUAUUAAAGGGAAAUUGAUAUAAAUAGUUAGUACUCACGAUUACGUCAUCUGUCUUUUCACCUAUUGAUGUACUGAUCUUAAAUAUUGUUCAGAGUCUGGUCGACUUAUUGUCACUUUUUUCCGACGCAAUAUUUGGAUGACCAGCUUUAUAACUUGUACCUACAAAAACAUUGGAAGUUUAUAUUUAAAUAAGAAUAUUCACCAUUCACCUAAAAUUCAAUUAUUAUUGAAAGUUUGGCACCAAUUAAAAAAAUAACUUAAACCUCAUAAUUUUUUGCGGCCAGGAUAAGUUCUAAUAGAAAAUAUUCUUAACUUUUCGUGUGGGAUCGCAGUUGAAAAUAAGUCCUCAUUUUAAGUGACCCCAGAUUUUUUUUCUACAUCAUCGGGAGGAAAUUAAUGUUUCUUUUUUCCAACAACCGUGUAUUAUUUGAUUUUAUUAAUGUAUACGCAAUACACUUUUUAAUUAUAUACCUAAGGUAUAAAUAUUGCGAUUUAAUAAUAUACCUUUUACGUCGAAUUUGUCUUGGCCAGUCUAUAAUUUUUCUUUUAAAAAACCUUCUGUAAAAAUUG
Molecule: messenger RNA, 2463 nt
Organism: Ceutorhynchus assimilis (cabbage seed weevil)
Lineage: Eukaryota; Metazoa; Arthropoda; Insecta; Coleoptera; Curculionidae
Source: the annotation of a GenBank genome assembly